This is a messenger RNA of Perkinsus marinus ATCC 50983, 585 nucleotides long. RefSeq lists its product as hypothetical. The coding region runs from base 1 to 585 and encodes 194 amino acids. The record is from RefSeq and is a predicted model, not a curated record. NCBI's taxonomy places the organism in Eukaryota, Perkinsozoa, Perkinsida, Perkinsidae. The transcript is spliced from 6 exons.
AUGGCUGAGAGAUACGCAUCGAGAUGGAAGGCGUUGAAACCGAUGGUAGCAGUAGAGGAUUCACCGUUUGGGGAGAAUGUUGUUGCGGCGGAAAAACAAAUGGGAGAAUGGCAAAAUGACUUUGCCGAGAUUCGAACCUUCGCGGAUACUCUUCGAAAUGAUUGCGAGGAAUUUGGUUUGCCUCUGCCGGAAGUUGAGAUAUAUGAUUCUCUUGAACGAGAGAUAUCCAAGGCUGUUUUAUCGUGGGAAAAUUUCUCCGAGUUCCGGACGAUUUUACACGGUUUGGGUGGAGAACUAUGGCUUGAUUUUCGUCCAAGGAUUAUAAGACUUGGGGAGUUGAUCGACAAAUGGCGGGGAAAAACUAAAUCGUCGGCGUGGUCGUCGGGUGAUCGAUCCACUUCGGUGGAGUUGUUGUUGAUGAAGUAUUUUGGAGAGCUCGAGGAGGCUUAUCCCGUUAUAAAGGCCUGUAUGGGGGGAGAGGCGUUUGAGAAAGAGCACUGGAAAGGAUACGAAAUUAGAGAAUUUGAUGGUUUCGGCGAUUAUUGGGAAUUGCAGAAGUAUUUUGGAAAACGAAUCGGCGAUUAG